AUGACUCCUGAUCUGCUGAGCUGAGUCCGGUGGUCUAUCAUGACUUGACGGUGUGCAAUACCAAAGGUAUGCACAUCCACACAACGAAAGAUGGUCGUCAGAAAGCAACCGUACCUGCCCACAAUGCCACUUGGUCUCUUUGAUUCACAGACUGCUGAAGCAACACCUUUUCGCUGGUUCUCAUUGAUGGUUCUGAAACUGCGAAGUGAAAAUGAAGCGCCCUCUUGUUCUGAUCUUGGCAUCGGUUCUUUUCACGAUUGCCACACGCGCUCCCAAUGUUGUUGUGGCUCAAGUUACGGUCGUGAAGAAAGACUGCUUCGCGAAUUCGACCGAAGCUGCCGUUAGCUUUCCCGCUGGCAGCGUUAGUCUGGGUGUACUGAUGCAGAGUGGAGGCGAUAUAGGCACUGAGCUGGAGGCGUUAGUGCGUCUCGCGGCCUUUCAAGUCAACAGCAACCCAUCCAUGCUGGUGUCUUCUGAUGGCACAAAGCGCACGUUGUGCAUUCUGAGCUUGCCUGCUCGCCUGGAUCCGUUCUCAACGUUUCAGGCGGCUCUGAAGGUGGCAGGUAAUAAUGUGACCGGCGUGAUCGGACCAAUGUGGACGUCCAUCGGGGAUAUCGUGGCGCCGCUGGCCAACAAAGCAAACAUCCCGUUCAUCUCACCUGCCGCCUUCACCACGGCAUUUCACGUUACGCAGGGCUCCGGGCCGGACAGCAACGACAGAAUGCCGUACCUGCGGCGCAUCUGCUGCAACAACACGCACACGGCGAAGGUUAUCAUCGACAUUCUGAACGCGCUUAGCUGGAAGCGAGUAGCCUUGUUAGUCACGGACACGGACUACGGCCACAGCACCUCGCAGCAGUUCAGCGCGUUGGCACGACGGAAUGGCAUUGUCAUUCUCACCACAGUGUUCGUUCCACCAGAGGUAGGAACAAGCGAAAUCAAGAAAGACCUGUUCGACAACAUCAAGAAGCUGCGGACAAGAAUCAUUGUGAACUUCCUGUGGGACAAGCAAAUGUUUGAUGUCCUGCAGGUGGCCAAUGAGUCAGGCCUGGUCGGACCAACGUACGGCUGGUUGUUUGCCGAGCUGAUCAUGGAACGUGCAGAGCUGCAAGCAUACAUCGCCAACGACACGGCUAGAGCGAGCUUGUUCGAGGGCGUGCUCUUCACACACCUUGCCUCGUCGGCCCAACGGGGCUCGUCGGCCAUGGAGAACCUGCGGCAGAACUGGCCGGAGGUGGCUCGCUGGUACCCGGAUGUAUUUCAAAGCGACGAGAACAACACGGUGAAUACGUAUGCCCUGCUGACUUAUGAUGCCACCAUGCUCUAUGCCAUUGCACUGAACAAGACGUUAUCUACCAAACCAGCCAGCACCGAGUUUGACUUCCGUACCACUCCCAUCAUCAACGGCCAGCUCCAGUUGCCGACGUUCGUGAACGGCUCAGACCUACUGAGUGCUCUGAGCGACAGCGUACAGAACGGUCCGUCGGGACAGGUGAGAAUUGAUGUCGAUGGAGCUGUGGUUCGUGACUCCGACUACUCCGUGUUCAAUGCGGAGUGUAACGGCAAUGUCACGAACGUGGCCUCGUGGAAGAGCUCGGAUAUUCUUAAGCUCUCCUUGCCCCCCACCGUUCAGUGGCAUGGCUGCGGGUUCCAACCGCCGGACGACGAAGACACCAGCGAAGGGCAGACCUUGCGUGUGCUCGUACCACGGAACGACGAGCCUUUCAUAUUCUACGAUGCCAACAAAACCGGCUCGGCGGCAUUCACAGGCUUUGCCAUCGAUCUGCUCAAGUACUUUGCAGAAGAGGCGAACUUCAAGUACGAACUUCAUCUGAACAACGACUCUUGGGAUGAGAUGGUGCAGAGAGUCGGCCGCCCGGAUACGAUCUACGACAUGGCAAUAGGUGAUAUCACAGUGACUGCGUACAGAGAGUUGGUGUGCGACUUCACCAGCUCCUUCUUCCAGAGCAACUAUCGCAUACUCGUCAAGCGACCGGACUCGGGUUCCGGCUCGGGCCUGUGGCAGUUCUUCGACCCGUUCAGCUACGGCGUGUGGUUGAUGCUGCUUCUCUUUCUCAUCUUCUCUGGUGGCAUGUUAUACUUCCUGGAACAUUGGCACUUGCGGCACGUCUCUCCCGGUCUGGCCGAAACGCUGUGGGUCUCCUUCUCAACGUUCUACUCCACACAGAAAGCGGAGAAGAUCACGAGCAACUACGGCCGAUUCUACCUGAUCGUGGCCUGCUUCAUCGUGAUGGUUAUCAACGCCGCGUUCACGGCGAACAUGACGUCGUUCCUACUGGACAAUGACAUCACCUUACCCUACAGCACUCUGCAACAGGUUGGUAAUGAGCCGGUGGGGGCGCUGGCUGGCACGGCAACGUGGCGCUACCUCAAGGACAUUCAGCACCUGAACAAACUCGUUGAUAUUGGCUACAGUGAGGCCGUUGGUGCCCUGACGUCGGAUAAGAUCAAGGUGUUUAUCAACAACGAGCCGUCGCAAAAGUACCUGUCCCUGCAGAACUGCAGCGUGGCAAUCAGCGGCGACAGCUUCCAUCAGGAAAAGUACGCGUUUGCCCUGAAGCGCAGCUCGCCGAUGCGCAACCGCAUCAACAGCGCCAUUCUGAACGCUUGGGACUCCGGGUACAUUGAGGACCUGUACUACCGGCGCUUCGUCUGGAACGACCCGUGCAAGGCCAAGUCCAGCGACACGGAUGCGCUCAAGCUGUCCAAUGUCGGCGGCCUGUUCAUCAUCGUUGCCGUGGCCGCUGUGGUCUGCCUGAUUGGACACUUCACACUCGGUCACAUACAGAAACGGAGGCCGAACUUUGGCAACUGGUCGCUGUGCAUGGACACUCCUCCGCCGCUGGGUGAGAUCGACGAGGACAACAGCACUGGGCAUCGAAGCAUGCGCACGCGGCUGGCCGAGGGACCGCUGUCCAAAAUCUACACCACAUUGUCCAACAAGUAAGGGGAAAAUGUUCAGCGGGUCACGCCUGAUUGCAUGCUGAACCUGCUCCGAACUUCACUCAAACUCACUAGCAUAUUUACUUCUCAACUAGCCAGUGCCUUUUUGGUAUCGAUUCUGUGUAUCACCGUGCCGCGGUCAAACAAUCUUUUUUAUUUUUUAUUUUUACAGAUGCCAUUCCAUCAACCUAUUCCGGACUACCAUGUAUUAUGAUAAUAUUAUGCCGUUGUAGCCCGAACACAUUGUCCAUUGCUCUGUAGCCAUUUUAUAGGUGGAUGCAAGGUAGGCACGAGCCCAUUUUCACUUUUAAAAUACACCAUUUUCCGAUCGCUAGUAUUGAGAGAAUACAUGUAUAACUUGCAUGUUCGGUACAUGCUUCGUGACCGUACACCACAAACAAAGUAUAGGUUAUCCUAGCAAGCGUUUCAGCCAUGAUUUAGAAAUCUGCAUACACCGGCACCGAGCUAGACACAUGUACUAUCAAUCUAUCAUGCAACAAUUAACUUUUCCCAGAGUAAGAAUACUUCAGAAUCCGCUUGGACACCUCCUACAGCUUGAUAUCAGAACUUGUUUUUUUUUAACUCUGUGUUUCAGGCAGACCGGCACAGCUCCAUUUGCUAACUCCUAUUCACUCUUGGUAGAUUAUUAUUUUCCUUUUGAGGCCGCAAUCCUGGUCACGUGUUUAUGCUGAGCCUCGCAGGAUGGUUUACACCAGUGAGUCGUGAAAGCCCGGGUUUUCACGACUUCCUGUUUACACUGACGGAAACUAGAAUGUUACAUAAUUUACAGCGAAGACUGCAAACCUGGUGCAUU
Messenger RNA from Sycon ciliatum, 3778 nucleotides. RefSeq lists its product as uncharacterized. The transcript has a single exon. The record is from RefSeq and is a predicted model, not a curated record. Gene Ontology annotation, molecular function: signaling receptor activity; ligand-gated monoatomic ion channel activity. The coding region runs from base 212 to 2968 and encodes 918 amino acids. Gene Ontology annotation, cellular component: plasma membrane. Lineage: Eukaryota; Metazoa; Porifera; Calcarea; Leucosolenida; Sycettidae.